Drosophila arizonae is the source of this 1368-nucleotide messenger RNA. RefSeq names its product Peptidyl-alpha-hydroxyglycine-alpha-amidating lyase 2 (gene Pal2). Gene Ontology annotation, biological process: peptide metabolic process. The record is from RefSeq and is a predicted model, not a curated record. Gene Ontology annotation, molecular function: protein binding; catalytic activity. Lineage: Eukaryota; Metazoa; Arthropoda; Insecta; Diptera; Drosophilidae. Gene Ontology annotation, cellular component: membrane; extracellular region.
GUGCUGUGCGUAUUGGUUGGCCCCGAGUGAUUUUAGUUAUUGCCAGCUCAACAUAUAGACAACUCCAACAGAUGUUAGGGCAAUCAAAGCCUUAGAAAAUUGUGUGCAAAUAAACGAGCAUCAGUGCGGUUUGCAGUUUUAUUACAAGAAUUGUGCAAAGAUAGUAAAUAUAAUUCGAAAUCGCGCAGAAUGCGAAGUUAUUUUUUCGGAGCGCUGCUGGCGCUGGCUUUAGCCGAAAUAUCUGCGAUUGGGGGCAACCACCUGCCAGAGGCUGCGUUAAACCUCAACGAACGUUUCUUCGAUGAGGUCAGGGAGCUCAUCAAGCGACGCAUGGAGAGCAAGCCGCUUCCUUUGGCGGGCGAUGAAGUGGCGCUGCAGAAUCAACGUAGCUAUGACAAUGUGCCCAUACCAGCAGCUAAUGUGCCCGUUCCAGUGCUGGUCGAGAAUUGGCCCACAGAUCAGCAUAGUUUUGGCCAAGUCACAGCUGUUUCUGUUGAUCCAGAGGGCAACCCAGUGAUUUUCCAUCGCGCUGACCGCUACUGGGAUGUUAACACCUUCAAUGAGAGCAACAUCUACUAUCUGAUUGAGUAUGGACCCAUUAAGGAGAAAACCAUUUAUGUGCUAGAUCCAAAGACGGGCGCUAUUAAAACCGGCUGGGGCUCGGAAAUGUUCUAUAUGCCACAUGGCAUGACUAUAGAUGGACAUGGAAACUACUGGAUUACUGAUGUGGCUAUGCAUCAGGCCUUCAAGUUCCGACCCUUUGAGAGCAAACCACAACUGGUCAUAGGCAAACGCUUCCGACCCGGCUCCUCGGUCAAGCAUCUGUGCAAACCCACUUCAAUAGCUGUCGCCACCACAGGCGAGUUCUUUAUAGCUGAUGGCUACUGUAACAGUCGCAUACUCAAGUUCAAUGCAGCUGGCAAAUUGCUGCGCAGCAUUCCACAGCCACCGGAAUUCCUCUCCUUACAAGUGCCACAUGCCAUUACCCUAUUGGAGCACUUGGAUUUACUAUGCAUUGCGGAUCGUGAGAAUAUGCGUGUUGUGUGCCCCAAAGCUGGCCUGAAGUCAUCGCAUGGCGAGGGUCAACCGGCUGCCACCAUCCAGGAACCGGAUCUGGGACGCGUCUUUGGUGUCAGUGGCUAUGGCGACAUAGUCUUUGCAGUGAAUGGACCCACUUCAAUGCUGCCUGUGCGUGGCUUCACCAUAGAUCCACGCUCCGAGACUAUUAUUGGACACUGGGGCGAGUUCAAGAAUCCCCACUCGAUAGCCGUCAGUGUGAAUGGAUCGGCUCUCUAUGUGACGGAGACGGGCACCAAUCACCAGACGAAUCGCGUGUGGAAAUAUGUUUUGGCUUGAGGUAUUGUUCGA